AUGGUAUUUAAAUCAUUUGCAAACUCUGCAGGUUUGGUAAAUUCUUUAGAAGAAAGUGACAAUAAGUGGCUAUAUGCAUAUUGCCAAUAUUUUUCGAUUAAAAAAUUUCUUUGUGAUGCAUCAGAAUUGGCGUUUUUGGCUAUAGCGUCCACUAUGGAUUUAAGCAGGUCUUGCUUAUUGGCAGUUUCUAUUGGCAGUUUCUAUUGCAUUUGUAUUGAGCAGUAG
Molecule: messenger RNA, 225 nt
Organism: Blepharisma stoltei
Lineage: Eukaryota; Ciliophora; Heterotrichea; Heterotrichida; Blepharismidae
Source: the annotation of a GenBank genome assembly